Molecule: messenger RNA, 1149 nt
Organism: Vigna angularis (adzuki bean)
Lineage: Eukaryota; Viridiplantae; Streptophyta; Magnoliopsida; Fabales; Fabaceae
Product: acyl-CoA--sterol O-acyltransferase 1
Exons: 1
Coding region: 1-1149 (382 amino acids)
Biological process (GO): lipid metabolic process
Source: RefSeq, a predicted model, not a curated record
AUGGAGGGUGAGAUUAUGAAUCUCAUGAAGGUGUGGCUCUCAGUUGUCGUCUCUUUAUGCUACUGUUAUUGGAUCCGAAAGCUUAUUCCUGCAGGAACAAUACGACUCUUGCUUUUUCUUCCGAUCGUCUUGUUAUUCAUUGUGCUUCCUCUGAGUCUUUCUUUUGUGCACUUCUGUGGCAUCACAGGGUUCUUCAUUUCUUGGCUAGGAAACUUCAAACUCUUGCUCUUAGCUUUCGACAAGGGACCUCUCUCCUCCGACGCAUUUAUCUCUCUUCCACGUUUCGUAGCAGUGGCAUGUUUCCCCAUCAAAUGUUCUUCAGCUGAAAAUGGUAAAACCCCACAUCCACAUUCGUCCAAAAGUUUCGGUUUUGACACGAACCCAUCUUCAAUAAAGCCAAACUCUGUUACCAAACAAAACUUAUCCGGGGUACCAUCCAAGAAGGACGGUGGUACCCCACUUCUAGGGUAUGCCCUAAAGGGUAUUGCUGUGGGCAUUUUGGUGAAAAUCUAUGACUACAGUGAGAGUAUCAAUCCGAAUGUCCUUAUGUGCAUGUACUGUUUCCACAUUUACUUCAUGUUGGAAAUAAUCUUGGCGGUGGUCGCAGCAGCGGCGAAAACCUUGCUGGGGAUGGAGCUGGAGCCGCAGUUCAAAAAUCCACUCCUCUCGACCUCACUCCAAGACUUCUGGGGAAGGAGAUGGAAUCUCAUGGUCACCAGCAUCCUCCGACCAACGGUGUACGAACCAACCAUGAAAGCAGCAUUGAAGAUUGUUGGUCCCACGUGGGCCCCAUUACCGGCAGUGAUGAGCACCUUCGUGGUGUCGGGUUUGAUGCACGAGUUGAUACUGUUCUACAUGGGGAGGUCGGAGCCCACCUUCAGAAUGACGGGCUUUUUCCUCCUUCAUGGGUUGGGUUUGAUGGUGGAGAUUGCUUUGAAGAGGGCCCUCACCGGCAGGUGGCGGUUGCCGAGGUUUCUGUCGGGGCUUUUGACCCUCGUAUUUUUCAUGGCCACCUGCUUUUCCCUGUUCCUGCCGGAGUUCAUCCGCUGUCGGAUUCAAGUCAGGGCGGUUGAGGAAUACGUCGCCUUGGGCCACCUUCUUACACCUCUCAGUUCCUCAUUCUCAGCCAUCUUUCAUAACAAAUCUUAG